This is a messenger RNA of [Torrubiella] hemipterigena, 2863 nucleotides long. Lineage: Eukaryota; Fungi; Ascomycota; Sordariomycetes; Hypocreales; Clavicipitaceae. The record is from the annotation of a GenBank genome assembly.
CUUAGUGGCAUGCCACUCCGGCGCAACGCAACCACCAUCCCAUUUCUCCUUUCUCCAGCAUCGUCGACACAACAACCAUCGACGCUGCUUGAUUCCAAAAAUGCCUUCCGACGACGAGUCAUCCGAUCUCUCAUCGCUUUCAUCUCUGUCACCGGUUCCAUCCGAUGUCGACCUCGAUGACUUGAGUGCGAUUGAAGACGCCAAAGACUCCAAGAGUGGCAUCCUCAAAUUCUUCUCCAAACUUUCAGAACAACCCCCGAAAUCUCCAUCGCCUCCUCCGCGCAAGCGCUCGCCAUCUCCGCCGCAUGAAUAUGUUCUUGCCGAUAAUGCAGACAUCGCUUUCAUUGUCAUGUUCAGAAGCCGAUUUACCGAUUCCUUGCCCAAGUCACUCGCCAAUUUUGGCCCCCAGGAACUCGAACGUGAUGUGGUGGAAGCAAUCCCCGGCGAUCGAGUCGAACACUUUCUUUGCGCGCUCCUAGGCUUGCUUUUGAACCGUAAACAAGAUGUCAAGAUCGGUCAUUAUAACCGAGCAUUGGAGGAUGCCAUUACAACACACAAGGGGCAGUGGCCCGCGUCCUGGGAGGAUAAGAGCCCCCUUGCUGCCGGAGCUAACUUCCACACCAUGAACCCCACGGAGCGUCUGACACUGUUGCGCUAUCUAAUCCUUUGGACGAUGGCUUCAUCGGACACCGUUAAAGCGGCGAUCAACCAGUCCUAUAAGCAGAACCGACACGAAGAUGACUUGAACCAAGCACGUGCAGUACAACCUUGGGGCUCGGAUGCUGAUAAGCGAAGAUACUAUCUAGUCGAAGGCCAAGAUGACACUGCCUUCCGUGUAUACCGCGAGAGCAACCCAGCCGGAACUAAUCGCACGUGGUGGAGCGUUGCAGGUACCAUCGACGAGCUGAAAGAAUUGUCGGAGAAACUUGAGACGAAAGAUGGCGGACCUAGAGCGAAGAAGCUCAGCCAAAAGAUCCUUCAGGCGGUACCACGCUUUGAGGCUGGCGAGGAGAAACGAAAGAAGAGAGAAUACCGCCAAAUUCGAAAGGAACAAUUUAAGAGACCAGAAUCUGGACUCUCAAUGUAUGAAGGACGUACAAGAGGCAAACGUGUCAAGUACACAUAUUCAGAUGAUGAGGAUGUCUUCUUUUCCGACUCGACCGGCUACAGACGAUCAGCUAGAAAUACGGGUAUCGAGAGUCCCGCCGAACCUGCAAUGACGACAACUGCCAGUGGUAGGCAGGUGCGCGCUGCUUCUAGAAUGAACAUGGCAGAUGACAGCGCUAGUGUACGAGACGAUCUCUCAGAAUUUGAUGAAGAAAACAGCAUUGGUCCAACUGGCCGACCUCGUCGCUCGGCGGCUGUAAAUCACGGCACAAAUGGAUGGACCACAGCUGAGAGCAAGCUUCGUCGUGCGCAUACGGACUCAGAUGCAUCGGAGAGUGAAGCAGACUUUGGCGACGACGAAGAGGAUGCCGAUGCUCCUGCACAUGAGGACUCCGAGGGAGAAGACGAGUUUGAUGAGGACGAAGCCAUGGUUGAUGAUGACUUGGAAACCGAAUCAAAGAGUUUGGUUGUCAAGUUGGCUGUCACGGCGCCUAAUUUGCGUACGGUACUCUCUCCUGUAGACCAAGACACCAACACCCUUCCAACGCCAGACACUCAGGACUGGCCAGCAAAGGAUCUACCACCACCACAAACAGCCAAUGUGGUAACAGAAGACAUCAAAGCACAAGUCACCCCCGACACUAGCUUGGAGCCCAACAACCCCAACCUGGAACAAGCUAGCAACAGUGUCGAGCAAGCGACCAAAGCAGCACCAGUGUCGCCAGUGGCGACCACAUCGCUCGCUUUCAGAGGAAGCCCCGAAAAGCCUCCCCCACAACCUCUUGCUUCUACGACGAUUAUUCAGGGCCAAGAAUAGACUUGGGACUAGACAUACAUGGUGUGGCUUGGCGUUUUAGGCGAAUUGUUUAAAAUUGUUGUAUGUACGGAGGUAUUGGGUUGAAUUGGGAGAGCAAGAUACACGUAAUGAAGACGGACCUUUGAGUUACCACAAUAUGUUACCCCAAUAUCUUGCCCAGAGCUGAUUAUGAACGUCUCAAUGAUAGAUGUAUGGAUCAAGUUUGAUUUCAAAAAAGGGGGUAAUAAAAUGGCUUUUAAAUUUGUACAUGUCCUCUAACAGAUGCGCCAGUGCUAAGAUGCAAGUAAAAGUAACAAAUCACGCGAGACUAUUGCUGCGACGGAAGUUUCCAGUUGUUGACUUCGUACCACCACCUGCGGAAUCUGGCUCCUACUGAGUUGCCAUGUACCCUAGCAUUCCGGUUCCAGCCCUGCCAGCCGCAGAGGAUGAGGUUAUAAACGAGGCCCUGGGUGAGGGGCAUUAGGACCUAGGUGUCCAUAUUAGUAUCUUGUCCAGUUUGUGCAUAAUUAAUUAUGCUAGGGGCUACUUACCUGAUCUCUCAGUGUAAUAAGCAAGACUUUGUACCAUGUGUCCGCAUUGGCAAUGCUCUUCAUGUAGCUAUGCUCAAAACGCAGGUCUGGCAUAGGAGGCAUCGUCGGCUGGGGUUGACGGGGUCGGCGAAGCACGCUUAUGGGGAUAUCGUCGACGUCGUCUAUGUCAUCGUACAUGCCAUCCUUCUCUGCAGAGGACAUGGCUAAAUCGCGAUAUAGAUGGCCUCUGAACUGCGCGGCCUGGGCGAUGCGGCUGGCGUCGGCCGCUUCUGACGGACGUGACAUGGGAAAGGAGCGAUUGUGGCAGCGCUGCUUCUGGUCGGUACGGGUGUGUAGUUGUGUAGUUGACAGCCUGUGAUAAGAAUCAUUCGAAAUCUCCGGAAAUCGUAUCGCAAUACCUAGUCUUGGC